UGGAAUAAUAAUAGGUAGUGUUUGUGUAAUAACGCCUUGUUUUGGAGCUUGACGCGAGUUUCAAACAAAACAAUGGUAUCUCAAGCGCUAUCAGUUCCUGCAACUCCCACCUUCACCAUCGCUUCUCACAGAAGAAUCCCUUCUCAACUCGCGUUUUCUCACAGAAACCCUUGCACGAUAGCUUCUUCCUUCCAUAGCCCCUAUGGUAGUUCUUCUCAAAUCGGCUUAUCAAGUAAAACCCAUGGUUUUCGCUUAAAACUUGAUGAGAAAAGUACACAUGAUGUUGGUACAAGUUAUGGUGUAAUUGAAGCCAAGACGGGGAACCCACCAAUAACACCAGCUAUCAUGACUCCUGGAGGAGCUCUUGAUCUCUCAUCUGUUUUGUUCAGGAAUCGUAUAAUAUUCAUAGGACAGCCAGUUAACUCACAAGUGGCUCAGAGAGUUAUAUCGCAGCUUGUGACUCUGGCCACUAUUGAUCCAGAUGCAGAUAUACUGAUGUAUAUAAAUUGCCCUGGUGGAAGCACUUAUUCAGUGCUUGCAAUUUAUGAUUGCAUGUCUUGGAUAAAGCCAAAGGUUGGUACAGUAUGUUUUGGAGUAGCUGCAAGCCAAGGAACACUUCUCCUUGCCGGUGGGGAGAAGGGAAUGCGCUAUUCAAUGCCAAAUGCUCGCAUUAUGAUUAAUCAACCACAAUGUGGAUUUGGGGGUCAUGUCGAGGAUGUGAGACGUCUCGUGAAUGAAUCUGUUCAAUCCCGCUAUAAAAUGGAGAAGAUGUUCAGUGCUUUCACCGGACAGGCUUUAGAGAAGGUGCAAGAGUACACAGAGAGGGACAGUUUUCUUUCUGUUUCUGAGGCUUUGGAGUUUGGUCUUAUUGAUGGUGUCCUGGAAACAGAGUAUUGAAUCUAGAUUACAUGCUGUAUAUUUGUAUUUCUAAGAAGUUGAUAAUGUAACUCAUGAGUCAUGAAUGAAUAUGCAAUUAUUUGUAAGUUGACUUUCAUAGAACGGUCAAUCUAGUUUUUGUCUGCUAUUAUGGAGUUCAUAGCAGUUAACCCUUGUUUCCGUUUUGAUUUAAGAAUCUAGUUAUACCACAAACUACUUCACAUUGUCAA
Medicago truncatula (barrel medic) is the source of this 1106-nucleotide messenger RNA. Its product is annotated as ATP-dependent Clp protease proteolytic subunit 6, chloroplastic. Gene Ontology annotation, biological process: protein quality control for misfolded or incompletely synthesized proteins. Bases 73 to 897 code for a protein of 274 amino acids. Gene Ontology annotation, cellular component: endopeptidase Clp complex. The record is from RefSeq and is a predicted model, not a curated record. The transcript is spliced from 9 exons. Lineage: Eukaryota; Viridiplantae; Streptophyta; Magnoliopsida; Fabales; Fabaceae. Gene Ontology annotation, molecular function: serine-type endopeptidase activity; ATPase binding; ATP-dependent peptidase activity.